Dryobates pubescens (Downy woodpecker) is the source of this 2879-nucleotide messenger RNA. RefSeq names its product BAR/IMD domain containing adaptor protein 2 (gene BAIAP2). Gene Ontology annotation, cellular component: nucleoplasm; cytosol. The record is from RefSeq and is a predicted model, not a curated record. The transcript is spliced from 15 exons. Gene Ontology annotation, molecular function: protein binding; cytoskeletal adaptor activity. Gene Ontology annotation, biological process: positive regulation of actin filament polymerization; actin filament bundle assembly; actin crosslink formation. Bases 43 to 1731 code for a protein of 562 amino acids. NCBI's taxonomy places the organism in Eukaryota, Metazoa, Chordata, Aves, Piciformes, Picidae.
GCUCCGCUCCGCACCGCUCCGCGCAGCCCCCGCCGCCCGCCCAUGGUGCUGCCCGGCCCGCCCAGCAUGUCCCGCUCCGAGGAGGUGCAUCGCCUCACCGAGAAUGUCUACAAGACAAUCAUGGAGCAGUUCAACCCCAGCCUCAGGAAUUUCAUUUCUAUGGGGAAGACCUAUGAAAAAGCCUUAGCAAGUAUGACAUAUGCAGCAAAAGGAUACUUUGAUGCUCUGGUUAAGAUGGGAGAGUUGGCCAGUGAAAGCCAAGGAUCUAAAGAAUUGGGAGAUGUGCUCUUCCAGAUGGCAGAAGUCCACAGGCAGAUCCAGAACCAGCUGGAAGAGAUGCUCAAGUCCUUCCAUAACGAGCUCCUGACGCAGCUGGAGCAGAAGGUGGAGCUGGACUCCCGAUACCUGAGUGCUGCACUGAAGAAAUACCAGACAGAGCAAAGGAGCAAGGGGGACUCCCUUGACAAGUGCCAGGCAGAGCUGAAGAAACUUCGGAAGAAGAGCCAAGGCAGCAAAAACCCCCAGAAGUACUCUGACAAGGAGCUGCAGUACAUUGAAGCCAUCAGCAACAAGCAAGGUGAGCUGGAAAACUACGUCUCUGAUGGCUACAAGACAGCUCUCACAGAAGAGAGGAGACGAUUCUGCUUCCUGGUAGAGAAACAGUGUGCAGUGGCAAAGAGCGCUAUCACCUACCAUGCCAAGGGAAAGGAAAUGCUGACGCAGAAGCUGCCACUGUGGCAGCAGUCUUGCUCGGAUCCCAACAAGAUCCCGGACCGCGCUAUACAGCUGAUGCAGCAGAUGGCUGCCAGCAGCAAUGGCACCAUCAUGCCUAGCCCUCUGUCUACAUCCAAAUCCAACCUCAUCAUCUCUGACCCCAUCCCUGGUGCCAAACCUCUCCCUGUCCCCCCGGAGCUUGCACCUUUUGUAGGACGCAUGUCGGCACAGGAGGCCAUGCCAGUGAUGAAUGGAGUCUCAGGCCCAGACAGUGACGGGUACAACCACUGGUCUGAGAUGAAGCCAGCACAGCCCAAAUCUUUAUCUCCUCCCCAGCCUCAGAAGCAGCUGAGUGACUCUUACUCCAACACACUCCCAGUGCGCAAAAACGUGCAGCCGAAAAACAGCUACGCAUCAGCUGAAAACAAGACGCUGCCACGCUCCAGCUCCAUGGCUGCAGGGCUCGAGAGGAACGGCAGGACGAGGGUGCAGGCCAUUUUCUCUCAUGCUGCUGGAGAUAACAGCACCCUCCUGAGCUUCAAGGAAGGUGACCUUAUCACACUGCUGGUACCAGAAGCCAGGGAUGGCUGGCACUAUGGAGAGAGUGAGAAAACAAAAAUGAGGGGCUGGUUUCCUUUCUCCUACACCCGAGUCCUCGACAGUGAUGGUAGCGAGAGGGUCCACACAGGCCUGCAGCAAGGGAAGAGCAGCAGCACUGGCAACUUACUGGACAAAGAUGACAUCUCCAUCCCACCACCUGACUAUGGCAUGGGUUCCCAAGCUUUCCCAGCACAAGGUGUCAACACCUUCAAGCAGAGGCCAUACAGUGUGGCCGUGCCUGCCUUCUCCCAGGACUACCUAAUGCCCUAUGGUUGUGCAAUUAAAGACUAUUCCAGUGGCCUCUGCCAACCUCCCUCCGCUCACUACAAGCCUUACACUAGGUCAACAGCUGGUCUUGAUGAUUACGGGACAAGGUCAGUCAGCAGCGGCAGUGGCAGUUUGGUAUCAACGGUGUGAGGACACCUUGGCUAGCGGCGGCCCCUUGCUGCUUGGAAGAGCUUUCUGCUUCUUUCCUCCCUUUUUUCUAUUUUCUUUUUUCUUUUCUUUUCCUUCCCCUUUCUCCUCCAUUUCCUCUUUCUCGACUUCUUUGGGAUUUUUAAACUCUUGUGAUCUUCAAGGAAAACCACUGGUGCUUCUCCACCCCUCCCCGGUGUUCACAGUGCCCUUGUUUCUGAAGCCUUUUCAGAGCAGAAACUGCCACUCGGUCUGUGCUCACUUUGAAGCAGCCUGGAUGCAGUUGACACUGUAGUGGGACCCUGGUUUUGUACUCCUGUGUGAACAUUAGCGAUGCACUACCCAUCCCUCCUCUUGGGGCCUCGCACGAGCCUGGACAAAAACCUCCCAGACCGGAACACAAUAUGCAUGGCCUCUGGUGUCCGUACUGUUACUGAGCAUCCGGGGUGCCCGUGCCCGCGAUGCCAUUGCCACGGGAGGCUGCAGCCCCUGGCCUGCCCCUCAGCCUGAUCCGCUUCCAUCCCACCACCCACUGCGGUGGCUCUGGGAGAAGUGGAUGGCGGUGAGCUCCCUCCCCGGGGAAAGGGCUGCUUCUUGGCUGGGUUCCCUCGCUGGCCGUGGGGUGCAGCUGGGCAGCCCCCCCGGGAGGGUUACUCCUGGUUGUUUUAUAAAUAUCUCUCUAUAUAUAUUUUAUUUUUUUUGUAGCAAGGUAUUGUUACCUCAUGUUAGCGCUGAGGGCUGGUGCGGAGCCAUCUGAGGAUGUGCCUCGCAUCCCUAAAAUGGGGUUUGAGUGAGGCAGCCCCUGAGCUGCGUCAGGGGGGCUUGGCAGCACCCAGGGAUCUCUUACCCUGGCACUGCGGGGUUCUGCUCCCCUAGCCACACCUGGCUGCAGCCCCUCAGUGCCUGUGACUGUCUCCACUGCAAAGCUGUUCACGCUUUCUUUUUCUGAUGUGAUUUUUAAGACCUCUCUCUCACGUUGCCUGUUCACUGGGACAGUGCUGGCAAUGCAGACACACCCACGGAUGAGUUUGUUUUAUACACUCGCCUACGGGCCCCUUGUAACCAGACCCUCCUGCAUCCAUGUCUGAAUUUUGCUAACAAUUUUUAACCCAGGAUAUUUCAUGCUGAAUGGUUGAAUGUUAGAGGGGAAA